Messenger RNA from Desarmillaria tabescens, 177 nucleotides. RefSeq lists its product as uncharacterized. The record is from RefSeq and is a predicted model, not a curated record. The annotation marks the transcript as partial. The transcript has a single exon. Lineage: Eukaryota; Fungi; Basidiomycota; Agaricomycetes; Agaricales; Physalacriaceae.
GAAACUAUACAAGCUGUGAGGCAAAUUUAUGCCCCACCUGAUCACCCCAUGCUGCAGCUUGUCCCUAACUCAUUUAGGCAGUGGGCUGAAGUAUUUAUGGAGGAACUCGGCCAUCCAGAAGUAACCCGAGAGUGCAUCUGGAAUGUAUACCUUGCAUUGCUGGAUAAAUUUCACGAA